AUGGCGGGACAACAAUUGGAUGUAUUAUUCCGUGAGUUCGGUAAUCCAGAGGAUUAUGAGCUCACCGGUGGGAUAUUGUUAUCCGUCACUGAGACUAACUUCACCAUCCAUUCUCAAUAUACAAGAAUGGUUCAAGCGGAGCAAUUCUCGGGUUCGCCAAGUGAAGACCCCAUUGAGCACCUUGAUAGGUUCCUCGAACUCUGUGCCAUGAUACAAACCAACCAAGUUUCUCAAGAAUACAUCCGGAUGCACCUAUUUCGACAAUCUCUUGCGGGGAGAGCAAAGAAGUGGCUCAAGCAAGUCAAGCCUAAUUCUCUCACGACAUGGAGGGAAAUUGUGCAAGCAUUCUUGAAGAGAUUCAUCUCCGAGGAGAAAACCUCCGAGAUGAGGAGGAAGAUAGCAUCUUUUGAACAAGAGGCGGAGGAGAGUCUUAGUGAAGCUUGGGAGAGGUUUAAGGAGUUGGUGCAAGCAUGUCCUCACCAUGAGUACAAUCAAAGCUUACUCAUGAGGUUCUUCUAUGAUGCACAAUUGGCCGAGAGAGUUUCUUUUAACUCAUCUUCCACUUUGCCCGGACAAUCACAAACCAACCCUUCCAAUAUUGUAAAACCCGACUCUUGCAAGGCAAUCACAUUGAGAUCGGGUACAUCUUAUGAGAGUCCCAAGGAAGAAGAUGGUAAGGAAAAGGAGGGAGAAGAAGAGAUGAGUGAUGAUAAGAAAGUUGAAGAAGAGAAGGUUGAUGAGAAAGAGAAGAGUAUGGAGAAAAAGAAGACUAAGGAUGUGGUGACAUCCUCAACUUCUAGUGAGGCUAGAAACCUUGAUGGACCGGUUCCUUUUCCCGGUUGGCUUGCGGAGAGAAAAUUGAACGAUAAAUUUGCAAGGUUUCUAAGUGUGAUGAAAAACUUACACAUUAACCUCCCUUUCAUUGAAGUUGUCACACAAAUGCCUUCAUACUCCAAGUUCUUGAAAGACAUUCUCACCAAAAAAAGGAAGCUCAAUGAUGAGCUUAUCACUCUUCCCCAUCAAGUGAGUGCACUUGUUCAACACAAAAUGCCCAAGAAGCAAAAGGACCCGGGAAGCUUUACCUUGCCGGUAAAAAUUGGGAACAUGGAAGCUAGGGGUGCCCUAGCCGACCUCGGAGCAAGUGUUAGUUUAAUCCCUCUAUCCAUUGCUCAAAAGCUUAACAUUGAGAUGAUCCCCACUAGGAAAACCAUUCAACUGGCCGAUUGA
Chenopodium quinoa (quinoa) is the source of this 1227-nucleotide messenger RNA. RefSeq lists its product as uncharacterized. Bases 1 to 1227 code for a protein of 408 amino acids. The transcript is spliced from 2 exons. NCBI's taxonomy places the organism in Eukaryota, Viridiplantae, Streptophyta, Magnoliopsida, Caryophyllales, Amaranthaceae. The record is from RefSeq and is a predicted model, not a curated record.